CUCCGUGGACUUGCAGAUGCCGUCAGUCCACCUAUAUGUGAGCUUCCUUUGCAGCGGUACCGUGUAGGGGUGAUAACGGAUCAUGACCGUAAUGCUUUCUUGACGAUCCAACUUGAUCCUUAUAAAUUUUUCGUUUAAAAUUGAAUAAAAUUAGAGCCCGUUUCUUUUAGAGUCUGGCAUUUAUAUUUCAAGAUCCUUUACCAUCCUGUACUGAACCUACCAACUGGGCAUAGAAUUAUACGUCAGGGCUAUUUGUCUCUAGUGAAUGUCUCUACAUUUUUCAGACGUAGAACCCCGGCCCAAGAGAUCUUUUUGGAUCUUUUUAUGCGUGUUAGAUUUUAAUUUCACGUAGUCAAAUGAUUUUGUAAGCCAGUAGUAACAAAGAAACUUCUUUUAAUUCAGUUGGAGUUUGAACAGGCCAAUGCCAAACAAAACUGCACGAGACAAACAACGGUAAAAACUGUAGCUAGUGACAAGACGCUAUGGGCGACGACGACGAUAGGGAAAAUCGGGUAGCACCACUGCUCCGUCCUUCCACAGUUCCACCUGCGAAAGCUAGACCAGGAAGGUCCACGGGCGCAGAGAGACACGAUGCCACUCCCGGUCCCGGCCCCCAUGGCCGGGCCCCUCCCCCGUGAGCGACGUUAAAUUGGCGCUAUCGCGCGGCGUCCACCUCCAUUACUGCCCCCUCCUUCCUCACCGCUCCCCAGAUUGGCAGUAGUAGAUUUUACCAGCUUGUAGCCAGCCGGCCGGGGUGAUCGCGCGGGCAGGCAGCGCAGCCAUGGGAAAGAAGCACGCCGCAGGUAGCGGCGGCGGCUGGUUCGCCGUCGUCAGGAAGGUGUUCCGGCCGUCGUCGUCGUCCUCCGCCACCACCUCAAAGGACAAGGACGCCGUGCAACACGGGAAACAGCAGGACGGUGCCGGCGAGGAGGCGGAGGCGGCCGCGGCCGGCGGGGGCGAGGAGCCGGAGGUGCUGCUGCUGGAGCACUUCCCGGCGUCCGAGACGUCCGCGGAGGCGAGCAACGAGGGCGGCGACGCGGAGUUGCUGGCGCCGCCGGUGCGGAAGGCGGAGUACCACCGUGGGGCGGGUGGUGGACUGCGGGAGCACGAGGCGGCCGACGACGACGACGACGACAUGGUGGUCCGACUGGCGGCGCUCCGGCGCCUGUCGCGGGAGGAGCGCGCCGCCGUGCGCAUCCAGGCCUACUACCGCGGGUACCUGGCCCGGCGAGCCCUGCGCGCGCUGCGCGGCCUGGUGCGUCUCCAGGCGCUGGUGCGCGGCCACCAGGUGCGGCGGCAGGUGCACCUCACCAUGCGCUGCAUGCAGGCCCUCGUCCGCGCCCAGGCCCGCGUCCGGGCGCGUCGCCUCACCGAGCUCCCGCUCCUCCUCCUCCCGCCGCCGACCCCUCCGGCCAUCCGCCCCUCCCUUUCCCUUCUCGGAGCACGACGCCAUCACCACCAGCCGUGCCUCGACCUGGCGUUGGUGGGCGACCACCAGGACGCCCGCGACGACGGCGAGGUAGCCGAGGACCUGCUGCAGCAGCAGCGAAGCAGGAGCAGAGGAAGGCUGCGCCGAGGCGACGACGAUAACGGCGGCGGGAGGAGCCCUUCCGCCGGCUGGGACGCCAGCAGCCGCACACUGGAGGAUGCCAGGGCCGAGGGCGCCCGCCGGCACGACGCCGCCGCGCGGCGGGAGCGGGCGCUCUCCUACGCCUACGCCUACCAGCAGCGGCAGUGGCAUCGGCAGGAGGACGAGAAGGCCGGCCUGGGCUUCCACUGGCUGGAGCGCUGGAUGGCGGCCACGCAGCCGCAGCGGCGGCAGGACGCGCCCGACCACGCCAAGACGACGUACCAGGGCGCCGCCGCCAGGACGGCGUCCUACGUGACGGCGGCCGCUGCUCUCCCCGGCGGCAUGCCCGAGAAGACGGUGGAGGUGGACACGUCGUUGCGGAGCCCGCUGAACCAGGCCGUGCACGGGCGGCCGCCGGCGAUCCCAGGCUACAUGGCCGCGACGAGGUCGGCGCGCGCCAAGGCGCGCCCCGCGCCGCCGCCGCCGGCUACGCCGACGCACGGCCGGAGCCCUUCUGGCGGCGGGAUCGCCGGAGACUCGUCUAGCUCGGGGCAGAGCGCGGGGCAGAACAGCGGCGCAAUCGCCGGGUACAGCCCGGACUGGAGCUGCACAGGGGACUGGACGCCGCCGCGGCUCGGCGUCAGCACGCGCACCAGCAGGGUGGCCUAUACCUGAGCUUGACCUGAGCAUGGCAUUGACAAAGUCCAGUGCAUCGUCAUGAGCGUGGUUGAGAUGUGUUCGCGACUCAUUUUUGAAUGUUUUUGUUGUUCACAAUGUGUAUAGCGUACUAUGUUUGCGGCCAAUGCCUCUGUAAACGCCCGUAUACUUGGGCAAAGGAUUGCGAAUAAAGACUCAAGAGUUCUAAAUA
Messenger RNA from Panicum hallii, 2438 nucleotides. Its product is annotated as protein IQ-DOMAIN 1-like. The transcript has 5 exons. The record is from RefSeq and is a predicted model, not a curated record. The coding region runs from base 782 to 2245 and encodes 487 amino acids. Lineage: Eukaryota; Viridiplantae; Streptophyta; Magnoliopsida; Poales; Poaceae. Gene Ontology annotation, molecular function: protein binding.